GGCGGAGUCGGGGUGGUAGUGAGUCGCCUAAGUAAUUCCGGAGCAAGUACGUUGCCUUGGUAGUCACAUGACAGGCAAGUAUGGCGCACCAACCGCUUCGUUUGUCACCACUACACUCUACAUGAAGCGGCGUGUCGUCCGACUUGUUCUUACACACACACAUAUAUAGACGUAAAUAUGUAUAUACAGGUUCUUUUCCCUCUCGUCUGCUUACCUUAUGGAUUUAUCACUCAUAUUGGAUCAGAGGAAUAUAAACAUUGACACAAUCAGCCAACCAGUAAAUCAAUCAAUCACAACAUAAAUAAUGUAUAAACGAGGAAAUUUCUAGGGGAGAAAAUCAUUGAAUUUUACCUGUGAAACGCACACCAACAUUUUUCAAAGAAAAAUAAAAAAUAAAAAUCUCUGACACAGCCAGAAAUAUGUCUGAAGAAGUGUCAUGGCUGGAUUUGUUAAAAAGUGCCCCUGCCUCCGACCUCCGACUGAGGAGAUCUAUGUAUUGGAUUACAGACAUAGCAACUUAUCAGACUUACCUAAUGAAGUGUUCAAUCUUGAACGCACUUUACAAGAACUCUACGCCGAUAACAACCAGAUCCGGGAGUUAACACGCGAAUUAUUUUAUUGCCAUGGUCUUCAGAAACUGUGUCUUUCUGACAAUGAAAUCACCACCAUUCCUCCAGCUAUUGGCAGUUUGAUUAACUUGGAUGUUUUGGACAUCAGCAAAAAUGGUAUCAUCGAUCUUCCUGAUAACAUCAAGGCCUGCAAACACCUCAGGUCACUUGAAGCAAGUGUUAACCCUCUUGGCAAGUUACCUGAUGGUAUUACACAACUGCUCAACCUGAGAGAACUUUACUUGAAUGACACCUUUUUGGAUUUCCUCCCAGGAAACUUUGGCAGGCUUACCAAACUGAAAGUUCUGGAACUUAGAGAAAACCAUUUGAAAACCCUGCCAAAGUCUUUCUCUCGUCUUGUUGAGUUAGAACGGUUAGACAUUGGCAAUAAUUCGUUAACAGAACUUUCUGAUGUCAUUGGUGGAUUGGUCAGUCUGCUGGAAUUAUGGUGUGACCAGAAUAAAAUAUUUACCAUCUCCUCGCUCAUUGGUAAUUUGAAGCAGUUAAUGUUCUUCGAUGCCUCAAAAAACCAACUGGACACAUUGCCAAAUGAAAUUGAAGGAUGUACUUCUCUGGCCGACCUUUAUUUGACCAGUAAUAACAUCAAGUUCCUGCCAGAUUCUAUUGGACAAUUGAUCAACCUGACCACUCUGAAGAUCGACGACAAUAUGUUGACCUCCCUACCUGCUUCUGUUGGCAACCUGUCUUCGUUGUCCGAAAUAAAUGUCAGCAUCAAUGACCUUGAGGACAUUCCAUCGACCAUCGGUCUACUCAGGAACCUCCGAACUAUGUAUGCUGAUGAGAACUUUCUCAAGAAAAUACCUCCAGAGAUUGGUAGCUGUAACGGUAUAACAGUGCUGUCUUUGAGAAGUAAUAAGUUGAAGUACAUUCCUGAUGAGAUUGGUCGCAUUCCUCAUUUACGGGUUCUGAAUCUCAGUGAUAAUCAGCUGAAACAUCUACCCUUCAGCAUUGUUAAACUAAAGGAAUUACAAGCUCUGUGGCUCACAGAGAACCAGACAAGGCCACUGGUUCAGUUACAGUCAGACAAGGACCCCAAAACAGGUCGUAAGAUUUUGACAUGUUAUCUAUUUCCACAGAGAUCAGAGAAGAACCAAGAUUCUUCUAAUGAUGCAGCAAGCUUCCAUGCUUCACUCUGGGAGGAGGAACGAUUGCGACGGCAACAGAUUCACUUUGCUGUUGGAGAUGACAAAGAUGAGGAUGGCAAACUCAGUCGCUGCCCAACACCUUAUCCGAAAGAAAUGAAGGAGAAGAAAAGGCAUGUUCAGAAUAUGAUGACUCACCAACAAUUGGCCGCCAAUGGACAUGAAAACAGAGGCUUUGAACAAGAGGAUAAAAAGCUAAACAGAAGCAAUCAUUUGAGAAGUGAUCAAAAGUCUUUGAAACCUUUGGAUGAAAAAACAGCAGGUUCUGUGUCUGAAAAUUUUGAACUACGUACUGGUUCUGUUGAGAACGUUUCUGCUGAGUCAUCUCGACCAUCACGAUGCCACUCUCAUUAUCAUUCAGACUCCAACUAUAACCAAAAUGAUGCAGGAGUGAAAGCAGCUCAUUCUUAUUCCAGCAUUCACAUUGCAUCUGACCAAAGUUUGGAACAGACUUAUUCUCAUCGCUCAAAAGAACUCGGAUCACCUGCACGUUCUCAUUACAAAGAUCCCUCUUUGAAAGACCAAAAUAGCCCUUCUGGUAUUGUUCCUUGUCAAAGCAGUCCCAGUCGUGUAAAGGGCUCACAUAACCCCUUAUAUCCUCAUCAGCGUUAUUUGGUAUAUUCACCACAGGGGAGCAAGCCAUGUCAUAAAUCUCGAGGUUAUGAUUCGGACACUGGUUACCGUAGCGAUCAGGAACAUCUUCGUUAUAAAUACCUUCAAAGUUUGACCAUCUCUCCUCAACAUUCUAACAAAACAGACAGAAGUUCCGAUAUAUUGACACCAUUGAGUCCUUAUAAACAUUGGCCUAAACCAUCACGAAGAGAUGGUUAUGGCAGUGAUGUUGAGAGUUACAGAGGUAUGAGUCAAACCUCUGUAGGUUAUUCCCCACUUAAAGAUCAACAUUCCUCACAGAGUGUGCCGUUUGGACUUCAUUCCAAGCCUUCAUCAGGAGAAUCACAUUACCAGGCAGUAGGAGAACGUCCUCUUUUCGGAGAUGAAUUUUACAAUUACAAAAAAGAACCAUCAAGGAUUGGUUUAAAACAUAGGAACUAUUCACCUUUAACUGUUUCAGCUAGUUUUAAUGAAAAAAUGCUUGACCAGAGUACACCAAAUUUUUCUAAUCCCCCACAUAGUUUCUCUCAGUUUUUAGACCAACAGCAAGUAGAGGAUGCCAAGUUAAAGAGUUCCAAACAGUCACUCUCUAAACAGGAAGAAGUAAGGUGGAAAUCUUCCAAGCAAUCUCUUUCUCAACAAGAGGAAAAUAAAUGGAAAACUUCCAAACAUUCUCUUUCACAACAGGAGGAAAUCUAUGCAGUGUUAGAAAAUAAGACAUUAUCAAUAGCACAUAAGCAGGAAAGCAGUGUACGGAGUAACAGCAAUGUUUCAGAGAAGACACGGCCUAGUGCUCCCCCUUCUUAUCACCAACACAGCCCUCUCUACAGUUCAACUGCUGCUCUACAUUGGCAGCAGCAGCAGCAGCAACAGCAACAGCAUUAUCAAUAUCAUCAUCAUCCUCAUCAGAAACAGCCAUCACAAACCCCUCUACAGAAACUUCAGAACGAUCCCUCUCCAUUAACAUCUCCAUCUCAUUCAUCUAACAAUUUUUCAUCAGAAAACCCUUAUGGUUACAUAUCUCACAGUUCACCUUCAAACAAAUCAAUGCAACAUUCCUCCCCCAUUUAUGAUUAUACUAAUUACACACCUGGUUCCCCCAGUUACCGUAGCGGUUCCAACAGCCCGUCAGCCUACGGUCAAAAACAGUUUUACCGGCCCGGCAAAACAAACAGUUGCCGAACGCCCGACAUGGCCAAGGGGAAUAACUCCGAUUGUUUCCCAUCUGGACUAGACUCGCCUCGCGGUUCAACGUCUUCCCGAAGUGACGGAGGAGGUAGUGUCAGUGCGGGUAGCGGAUCAAGGAACCUGCGCUACGAACCCCACCGUCUUUCCCCAUUGUAUACCAACCCAGCUUCACACCUACAGCCAUCGAUUUCACACUACGAGGACGUGGCCAUUUUCAAAAGCGUGGAACCCUCAACUAGUUCUACAGAUAGCGGUUACGGUCACGUUUAUGAGAAAGUAGAGACACACAUCCAGCGUCAAGUUCUUGUCAGUCAGACGAAUAACAAAACUGCCUCCCAAAGGAAUUCCUAUCAAGUGAACCCCAAUGAAGAUGAUGGGCUUUCUUGCACCCCGUCAAUUAGUGAAAUCUCAAGCCCAACACCCUCAAGAGAAGUGACCCCAAGUAGAUGUGUUGAGACUGUUUAUCGUCAGCAACAACAGCAGCACCAACAACAACAACAUCGCCAGCAGCAACAACAAAAAUCUGAAGAGUUUUUAGAUUCCAAAAGACAAAAUCUGAUCCAAGUGUCCAUUAACAAAAAUCCUGGAUUAGGAUUUAGUAUAGCUGGUGGUAUUGGAUCUUAUGGCAACCCUUUCAAGCCAGAUGACAUUGGUAUCUUCAUCACUAAAGUCCAGCCUGAAGGUCCAGCACUGAACACCCUUUUCCCUGGAGACAAGAUUCUAAAAGUGAAUGGCGUCGACUUCAGCAACAUUGAACACACCAGAGCUGUUGACAUUUUAAGGAACAGCAACCCUGUUAUGUUGUUGGUAGAACGAAGCUGAAAGCAGUAACACUGAAGGCCACGGCCACAAUUCUGUCAUCAACACUUAAAGCAUUGUCGAUUGGGAGCUGAGCGGAAUAGCUCAGUGUUGGAGCUACCAGGCUAGUCCAAAUUUAUUGAAGAGAGAGUUUAAUAUACAGAACCCUACUGGUUCAAGCAUUGGUUCUAUGUUUGAGCUCUUUAAGGGCCAGUGAAGAGAACUGUGGAGUUUUGUUAGUGAAAGUUCUAACCUUUCUAAGCACCAGUGAAAAUGUAGGAGUUUUGCUGAUCUGACUUGGAAACUUGCCACGGUUGGUUGGUUGAUUGGCUGGCUUGCUGGCUGGCCACUUAAGGAAAGGCUUUAUGAGGUUUCAGAUCUUCACUGUUACAAACCCAGUCACGGUUCAUUAACCAAACCAUAUAUUCCACCAAUGUCAUUUUGAUAAAACACCAAAUAAAUAGUAGAGAAUAUGCUCAAUUUUGAUUGGAUAAUUUAAUAUAGUUAGCAGCCAAUCAUAAGUGACUAGGGUUUAUCACUGUUUUUCAACAACAGCAAUAAAACAUGAAACUGAUGAUUAACUGUAAUAUAUCUAGAGGAAUCGAUCUGUGAUUUGUGCAUCAAAUCAUUCAACUAACCUCCAACACAUUGGAUAAUGUAGUCCAAGGUACAUUUCAUAAUGUAGUCUUAAGUACACUAUGUCUUAUGUCUGAAAACUAAGAUACAUCAGGUUGGUCAUAAUUGGAAUGUCUUUGAUCAUAGGGUUGAUUGGAGAUUAACCCUUCAGCAUUCAGAUUUCUCUUUUAAAUGUCAUUCUGAUUUUAUAUUGUUUUGGAUUAAUCUCUUAGUUUCAAGAUUUCACUGUCAUUAUGAGCUGGCAGAACUGUUAAUGUGUUGGACAAAAUACUUUGCAAUAUUUCUUCCAGUUCAUUAUGUUUUGAGUUCAAAUUGCACUGAGAUAGGUACCAGCUGAAUAUGGGGUUUGAUGUAAUCAACUUCCUCUUCCCCUCAGAAUUGCUGGCAUGGAACCAAAAUUAAAAAAAAAUAUUAUUAUUACUAUUGUUAUUAUUAUUAUUAUUAUUCAUAUACACACAACAGAUUAGACUGUUGGAGAAGAAAACUUCCUAACAUCAAGCUACGACAAGUAACCUUAGAUGUCAAGAACCUUCCUAAGUAUACUAGCUGUCCCUAUUAUUAUUAUUAUUAUUGAGUGAGAGAGUUGCGCAUACCAUCAAAGUGACAGUAGUUGUGAAGCAGUGAGCUGGCAGAAUCAUUACUGCAUUAGGCAAAAUUCUUAGUGGCAUUUCUUUCAGUUUUUUGUUCUGAGUUCAAAUUCUGCCAAGGUCAACUUUGCCUUUCUUCCUUUCUGGGUUGAUGAAAUAAGUACUCAUGAGGCACUGGGAUUAAUAUAAUCAACUAGCUCCCUCUCCCGAAAUUAUAGGCUGUGUGACUCUAGUAGAAAGGAUUAUUAUCAUCAUAAUAAUAAUCAUCAUCAUCAUCAUCCAGAGUAGUGAAGUAGCAAAAUUGUUAGAGCUUCAGAAAAAAAUGCCUUGUGGUAUUUCUUCUGACUUUUUACAUUCUGAGUUCAAAUCCCACCGAGGCCAACUUAGUCUUUCAUCUUUCCAGGUAUCAAUAAAACAAGUCCCAGUCAAGUACUGGUAUUGUCAAGUAUCUCAGGGUCACAAGCAUUUCAUCACCUUAACCUGUAUGCUUCACCUGUGUGGGGCAGUGAGGACCGCAUUAGCUUUGCCUGCAGAAAAGGGUUCCUUCUGUGGUCCCUUGUCAACCACAACAACCUUCAACUGGUUUCAGCUGCCAUUCCUAUCUCUUUAGUAGCUUUCUUCAGUUGUCAGAGUUCCAAACCAAUCUUCUGCAGGAAAUAGUGCACUGAUGCAACCAGAAAAUUGCAGCAGCUGAUUUCUGUAGGGAAUGAGGCCAUAUGCCAUUCCUUGAUAGGGGCCUCAUUGACCAACUCCUGAUAUUCAUUUUUUUUAGCUACUGAGAAAUAUUAUUCACUGUUAGUAUUUACCAAUAGGAAAGCUAUGAAUAUGUACAAAAGACUUACACUGACUGUAUAAAUUUGAGGCUUCAUACCUAGGCAAAGGAAUUCUGUCUAGAUAUCAGGAAUCAUUUGAAAGUGUUAGAGAAAUCGGAGAGGUUAUAAACUUGUGUCUAUAACUUUUUGCUGUUGAGUUUCUUCUUCACGGAAUCUCUUCUUUCUAUAGGCAAUAUGUGUAUAAACAGCACAUUUACUCCAAUGACAUCAGCAGACUAUCAAACUCUAGUGUUUCAGUAUUGUUGUGCCUUUUCAGUGAUAGACACUGCUUGAAACUUCAGAGCUAGGUAGGAACAGUUGUACUCAUCUAGUUUCAGAGUUCUGAAGGAUGCUAUUCCCUGAGGGCUUAGAGCCAUGCCAAAACAUUAUUGGUUGAUGGUCUGCUGGUAUCAUUGAAGCAGGUGUGUUGCUUAUAUUGUCUAUAGUGAGAAGCCAUUCUCUGAAGAUGAAAUCCAGCAGCAAAAGCCAUGUUCAUGUUCUGCUGGAGUGUGUUAAGAACGGAUAUACAUGUGAUUGUAGGUUGCUGUUGUUUAGCUCUGACUCACCAUUGACUGAAGGGAACUAUGAGCAAAGACAUUUCAACCAUGACCAUCCCAUCUUUUAUUUCAGACUAUGUGUACCUAAGACUACAUUAUCAAAUGUGUACUUUGUUGUUUCUUUUUUCUUUUCUUAAGAGUAUAGAAUUUGAUUUGAGGUAGAUUUGGCUGCUAUUCUUAGCAGUCAGAGAAAACACAUACUUAAUUCCUCAUAUUGUUGUUAUUGCUGCUGCUCUCUCUUUUCUGGAAAGGUAUGAAGGCCACACAAUCCCUCUUCCUUUAUAACAAAAUCUUUAUGUGACUUAUUACUUUGAUGUUCUUGUUUACCUGAUUGCCAUUCGUGACUCAUUACUUCAUGACUUGUGCCCUUUCCUCCUCAGAAAAAGUAGUAAAUAAUGUCUGUACACAUUGUGUGUGUACGUGUCUGAACCUAUGCAUAUAUAUAUAUAUAUAUAUAUAUAGACACACGCUUGAUCAAAAGACACAGUCUGUGAUGUUAAGAAACUAAAUUAUUGACCAUAUGAUCAUGAUAUGACCAGAAUUGUAUGGUGCCUUUAGAGGCAUCACAUUUAAUUUCACACAGCCAUAAGUAAAAAGGACAAAUUCCAUGUUUAUUGGGUUGCAGUAAGAACACGUGGAAGUGGGUAGAGAAACAGAUGUAUAUAUAUAUAUGUGCGUGUGUGAGAGAGAGAGAGAGAAAGAGAUAAAAGAAAGCACCUAGUACAUUCUGUAAACUGGUUGAUAUCAACAAGGGCAUCCAGCCAUAGAAACCAUGGCAAAAUAGACACUGGAGCUCGAUGCAGCUUUACUCCUCACUGGAUCAUGUCAAACCAAACAACUCAUGCUAACAUGGAAAACGGAUGUUAAAUCAUGAUGAAACAUAUGCAUAUGUACAAACACACACACACAUAUGUAUAGAGUGUCUAUUUACUUUCAAAAUGUGUGUAUGUGUAUGUUCAUAUAUUUCUCAAAAGCUUUAAAGUUACUGAACUGGUCUUCUGAUUGAAACCGGAACUUCUGUAAUGAAAUAUAAAUUUAUAGUUUCUGUGAGAAGACACAAGUUUUUAAGAUCCAUAUGGGAUGUUGUGAUACUCAUACCUUUCCGAAAAGAAGUUAUAGAUGAGACUCAAACUGAGGUGUUACAAUAUAACCACAUAUAUUAAUAUCUUCAAAUUUUGGCUCACGGUCAGCUGUUUUGAGGGAAGGGGAUGAGUUGAUAACAUCAUGCCUGAUACUUGAUUCGUACUUUAUUUUAUCGAUCCCAAAAGAAUGAAAGGCAAAAAUUGACCCCUGCAGGAUUUGAACUCAAAAUGUAAAAAAAUCAGAAGAAAUCUCAUUAAGCAUCGUUAGUGUGUUGGAGAGACACUUUACAGCAUUUCUUCAGGCUCUUUAUAUUCCGAGUUCAAAUUCUGGCAAGGUCAGCUUUGCCUUUCGUCCUUUUGGGGUUGAUGAAAUAAAGCACCAGUGAAGUAUUGAUGAAUGCAUGUUUGCACUCUUGAUUGCAUGAUUGUGGUUUGGAUUCCUGGACUGGGCAGUUUUUGUGUUCUUAAGCAAAAUACUUCCUUUUCUGUUGCUCCAGUCCACUCAGCUGUAAAUGACUGUGACAGACUGGUGCCCUAUUUAGUGAGAAUGUUAUGAUCAUGGAAACUGAGUAACUGCCCUGAUGAGUCCGGGGUUUGAUGAAUAUACUGAAGUACUGGGCUCAAUGUAAUUGACUUAACCCCUCCCUCUAAACUUUCUGGCCUUGCUCCAAAAUUUGAAAGCAAUAUUAAACACAUAUGUAAUAAAUGAAAUAUGUUACUCUUUGUAAUGUGGUUGUUGAAUGGACAAAACCAGCAAAGUGCUGAGCAGAUUGUUUAGUCUUGCUGAAGACACAACCACCUCUCUGGUGUUGGUACAACACUAAAAUGUACCCAGAGUAUUCUGUAAAGUGGUUGGUAUUAUGAAGGGUACCUAGCUAUAGAAAACAUGCCAAAAUGGGACAUACAAGCAAGCUAUGAUCCUGACCUUUUAAGACAGGAGUAACAUUUAAAAGCUAUCUUGAUCCAUGACAACUCAUCGGAUCCAUGCCAACAUGAGAAAAACAAACAUAAAAGUGAUGAUGAUGAUGAUAAAAGUUAUUUGUGUAUUUUAAUUUUUUUUUUUUUUUAAUUCAAUCUAUAUGGUUGUGGUACUAUCAUUUGUAAUCCAAAUGUGGUAAAUUCAACUGGUGCUGCAGGUCUAACACUUAUUUACUUACCAGACUUUGUGCCUAAUUAACAAAUCUCCAAUGGCUGAUGUGUGUUGUGUGUAAAACAUUUGUGUGCAGUAGGAUGAGCUCAUGUCUGCAGCAAGGGGCUAGGGGAAGAGAAGUUGUGGGGAAACUGAGGAGGAAAUUCUUUGUUGGGGUUUGAAAUCCCUUGGGAAGUAGAAUUAUAUUUUAGGGGUUCAACUGCUGGAAGUUUAUUUUAUUUAACCCAUAAAUGUCGACAAAGGUUCAAAUUACUGUCAGUUUUUAUAUAAAUCUGAAAAAGAAAAAAUAAAUUUUUUUAAAAAAAUUCUUAAAUGCUAAAGAAAUAAAAAUGAUUAUCAAAACACAAUGAUUAAGCAUUGUUGCUAUACAGCUAUGUGUAUCAUGUGUGUGUGUGUGUGUAUAAUGGUGUGUGUAUACGUGUGAGUGUACAAAUGAAAGAAAAGAGCAAUUAAUGCAUCGUGUAGAGUUUAUACUUGUAGUGGUGGUGGGAUAGUUGGUGGUUCACACUGCACAUACUCAGAGUUUCAUAGGCAGAUAUUUUCUCUCUCUGAUCAAUCAGUUUUAUUGAUAUUCAGUCAAUUAAUUAUGUGCUUUUGUGUCAAUGAAACUCUGAGUAUUGAGUAGCAGGGUGAGUUACCAAUUGCCCAUUGGCACAUACAAGGUGGGGGUAUAUAUGUGUGUGUAUAUACACACACUCAUGCUAGCUGUUAAAAGGUAAUUAUAUGUGUGUGUGUGUAUAUAUAUAUAUAUAUAUAUAUAUGGAUCUGAAUAUAUGUGUAUAUAUAUGCAUAUGGAUGUGUGUGUAUAUAUGUAUAUUAUAUAUUUUCAUAUAUAUAUAUGGUAUUUGUGCUUGUAUAUACACACAUAUAUAUAGUAAUUGUGUAUGUAUAUAUAUAUAUGUAUAGUGUUUGUGUAUGUAUAUAUAUAUAUAUAUAUAUAUAUAAAUUGCGUGUGUUUAUAUAUAUAUAUAAACUUUGUACAUAUAUAUAGUAAUUGUGUAUGUGUGUGUGUAUAUAUAUAUAUAUGUAUGUAUAUAGAUAGAAUUUGUACAUAUAUAUUAAUACAUGUAUUCCAGUGCGUGUGUGUAUACAUAUAUAUAUAUAUAUAUAUAUAUAUAUAUAUAUAUAUAUAUAUAUAUAUGUAUAUAUACACACACACAUGCGCACGUGUGUGUGUGUGUAGCAUUUGUACAUAUAUACAUUUGUAGUAUUUGUAUAUAUACAUAUAUAGUAUAUGUGUGUGUAUGUAUACAUAUAUAUAAUGUGUGUAUAUAUAUGUAUGCAUAUACACAUAUAUUGUUUAUAGUUUUCUUCUUUAAAUUUUGUUUUCCACUUUGGUUGUGUUUGUGGAAUGAAGGUGAUAUUAUAAAUGAACGGAUUUAACAAACAACUGCUUAAUGAAACAACAUUCUCUCUGUCUGUCUCCCUCUCUCCCCCUUCUUAAAACUAUUUGAAUAACUGAUAUAUUAUGCAAUCAUUGUGGUGAAAUGGUUUCUUUUAAUGAGUAUUUAUAUAUAUAUAUAUAUGUGUGUGUGUGUGUGUGUGUGUAUGUGUGCGUGUAUAUAUAUAUAUAUAUAUACAUACACACUUAUAUAUGCACACGCAUAUAUAUAUAU
Molecule: messenger RNA, 10809 nt
Organism: Octopus bimaculoides (California two-spot octopus)
Lineage: Eukaryota; Metazoa; Mollusca; Cephalopoda; Octopoda; Octopodidae
Biological process (GO): establishment or maintenance of epithelial cell apical/basal polarity; receptor clustering; neurotransmitter receptor transport, endosome to postsynaptic membrane
Cellular component (GO): postsynaptic membrane; adherens junction; basolateral plasma membrane
Molecular function (GO): protein kinase binding
Source: RefSeq, a predicted model, not a curated record